AUGUCAACAAGUGUCUUUGACGAAAUGUUACGCUUUUCUUUCAGUUUAGUCGAUGUUUCAGUUAGAACAGCCCGAGUUAGACUGACAGGUAACGCUAAUUCUUCUGCAGGUUCAUUGCAGAGGAUUUCGGUAGUAAAUCGGCUAUCCGAACAAGCUCUAUGGUGCCAGUCGGGUGGUUCGGGUUUACCCCGUUCCAGCAAAUAUUUCGGCGGCAGUCUUCUAGGACGUGGUGAGCUUUCGCCUGGAAGACGUUCUCCCUAUAAGAAGCCACAAAUGUCCGUUCCACAACACUGUGACGUGGCGGAUGUGACGCCACUAACUAAAGUCACUGCCUCUUACUUAUCCAUAUGA
Molecule: messenger RNA, 351 nt
Organism: Dicrocoelium dendriticum
Lineage: Eukaryota; Metazoa; Platyhelminthes; Trematoda; Plagiorchiida; Dicrocoeliidae
Source: the annotation of a GenBank genome assembly